Linderina pennispora is the source of this 1441-nucleotide messenger RNA. RefSeq names its product kinesin-domain-containing protein. The record is from RefSeq and is a predicted model, not a curated record. NCBI's taxonomy places the organism in Eukaryota, Fungi, Kickxellomycota, Kickxellomycetes, Kickxellales, Kickxellaceae. The coding region runs from base 1 to 1152 and encodes 383 amino acids. Gene Ontology annotation, molecular function: ATP binding; microtubule binding; microtubule motor activity. The transcript is spliced from 3 exons. Gene Ontology annotation, biological process: microtubule-based movement.
AUGGAGGACCACAUCAAUGUGGCCAUUCGCAUUCGCCCGCUCAACCAGCGGGAGGUUCGCAACUCGACCACAGUGGCACUGAACCAGCUGCCAUGGCACGUAAACCGCGACACCAUCAUACAGAGGCAGUACCACGACGGACGCUUUAGUCAGGGAAACUCGUACACAUUUGAUAAGGUGUUUGAUCAGAAAGACACAACGCAGAAAGUCUACGACAACAGUGUGAAGGGGAUCAUCCAGUCGACGCUGGCAGGAUUCAACGGCACGAUAUUUGCGUACGGACAGACGUCUUCGGGCAAGACCCACACAAUGCACGGUAUUCGCGACAUGUUUAGCAAGAUCGCGCAGGAUGAGAGGCGCGAGUACCUGCUGCGUGUGUCGUUUUUGGAGAUCUACAACGAAGUGCUGCGCGACCUGCUCGAGCCGUCCAAGGCCAGCCUGAAGAUCCACGAGAACGCGAAGCGCGAGAUUUUUGUUGGCGAUCUCUCUGAGCAUAUCGUGUUCAACGCAGAGCAGGUGGAGGAGCUGCUUGCCAAGGGCGACCGCAAUCGGCACAUCGCUGGCACAAACAUGAACGAGCGUAGUAGCCGAUCGCACACAAUUUUCCGCAUUGUGGCUGAGAGCCGAGAAAAGUCUGAGGCAGGGUCGGCAGAUAGCAGUAGCCAGGACGGCGACAUGGAUGUGGAUCAGGAAAAGCACCAUCAGCGGCUCAGCUCGGGAAGCUUGGGCGAGACUGGCGAGUUUACCGGUGCUGUAAUGGUGUCGUGCCUGAAUUUGGUCGACCUGGCCGGCUCCGAGCGGGUUGGGCUCACUGGUGCCGAGGGACAGAGGCUGAAGGAAGGUGGCCAUAUUAACAAGUCGCUUUUAUCGCUGAGCACAGUCAUUGCUCGCCUGUCUGAAGACGGCGGUGAUCGUGGUCACAUCCCGUAUCGCGACUCGAAGCUGACACGCAUCUUGCAGCCAUCGCUAGGCGGCAACGCGCGCACAUUGAUUAUAUGUACAAUUACGCCAGCGCAGGACUACGUUGAAGGAGUCGCUGUCGACGCUCAAGUUUGCGUCUCGCGCCAAAACCAUCCAGAACAAGCCCGAAGUCAACGAGGAGCUGCGUGGCGAUGCCCUGCUUCGUCGCCUCAAGCGUGCCAGCGAGCUUGAGAAGGAGGUUGCGCAGAUGCGUGAUUUGGAAAAGAAGAAGAAUAAAAUCGAGGCCGACAACGAGGCUGCUACUGCGGCAACUGUGGAAGUCGCAGAAGGAGCGGGAGCGACUGCAAAAGGAACUUGAGCAGCAGCAGAGCAAGAUGUUUGCUGAGCGCCCUAGCUGGAAAUGACAAGGGACCGGUUGAUGCCGCCCUGACACCACGCCGGCAGACAUGGUUCCCAGGACUUCAGCGCUCUACCGACGGCGGCACAAUGCCAAUCAACUUUACCAACGACAGUGAAGAUG